This is a messenger RNA of Monomorium pharaonis (pharaoh ant), 6153 nucleotides long. RefSeq names its product proteasome activator complex subunit 4B. The coding region runs from base 220 to 5793 and encodes 1857 amino acids. The record is from RefSeq and is a predicted model, not a curated record. Gene Ontology annotation, molecular function: proteasome binding; peptidase activator activity. Lineage: Eukaryota; Metazoa; Arthropoda; Insecta; Hymenoptera; Formicidae. The transcript has 13 exons. Gene Ontology annotation, cellular component: cytosol; nucleus. Gene Ontology annotation, biological process: proteasomal ubiquitin-independent protein catabolic process.
UGGAACAGACCACUAUUAACCUGUUGCACCAGUGCAGCAGUGCAGCGAAAGAGAACAAUUCAAAGGUUAGGCUUUCCAAACACAAACAUGACUCGUUGAAAAUGAAUAAGAAUAAGCAAGUUGUCGGUGAUUCAGUUGCAUACAAAUUAUUUCAAUUCAUUGUUUUUCGCCGAACUAGAGUCUAAUCAUUUAUGUUAGAUUGGUAGCAUAAAUGACAUCAUGAUUACCGAGUUUGAGUACAAAAACACAGAGGAGAACUUUAUAAUGCCGUCGUUGUCAUCAUCGCCAUCGUCCGAAAUGGAUUUUGUGGAUUUUCGUCCGCAGAAGGAACUGGUGUACAAUAGAUUGUUGCCUUAUGCGAACGAGCUCGACGUGGAAUCACAACAAUGGCUCGCCGAGAUUAAGGGAAACUUAGGACGUGCGGUCAUGCUGCGUGAGCUCGCACCGGGAUGCAUCUUCUGGACGAGCAGAUUAAAUCUAUACAUAGAAUUAUAUGGAAUGAAGUUUAGUAAAGAGGAUCACAUAGCAUUUGUAAAAUUAAUGUACGAGCUCAUUACCAUACCGAAUUUGGAUCUCAACCUUAUCAAUAAAUUUUCCAAUACACUGAUCUUAUUAUUGAAGAAAAAGAAAUUAAUUAGUCCGGAUGAAUUAGAACUUCCAUGGAGACCUUUGUAUGAGAUUAUGGCACAUUGUUUGCGACGCAAUUCAAUUGGGAUACAUCGCCAUCUCUUGUGGUUAAAAACCACAUUGCACUGUGUGAUCUAUUCCGUAAAAACUUAUUUCUCUUUGAACGCUACGCAAGAAAUAUUAGACGAAUUAAGACCAAAGCUGUGUCCUCUUGAUGAAUUAACAAUGUGCACAAGCCUUCAGAUUUUAAAAUGUUUUCUACCGUUGCAACUGCCCCCUGAGCACUAUCCCAUUGGACAUUGCUUGUGGUUUGAUGAGUUUAUGACUAUGUGGAAGGUAUGCCACAAUAGUCCACAGUGGGAAAAUGAUAUGAUGUGUUUAAUGGCAAAAUUAGCAAUUUUUAAUAUUGGGUAUAUUGAUUGGGAGCCACAUGUGCCCUUUAUGUUUACUAUAUUUAUAAGGUGCCUAAAUCUGCCAGUAACAUACAAACAGACCAUGAACAACCUUAAUCAUAAAGUAGAAAUGUCAUCGAUUGCAAUGUGGGUAGUAGCGACUUUGGGAAAUGACUCGAGUACGCAAAUAUAUUUUGAAAAAUUUUUGAAAACCAUAGAAACGUAUUUUUAUCCAGCAAAUUUUGGACGAUGGAUGAAAAAAUUAAAAGAACUUCUUGUUAAACUUCCAUAUUAUUUUAUUACACGCUUACACAGAGAGAGAUACGCUAAACCAUCGUGGGAAACUCCAAUUCCUGAUAAAAACAAAUUAAACAAUUCCGACGUCGAUGCUUUUGUUAUGAAUAUAUUGCCAGUAGCUAUGACGGCUAUGUUCAACAAAUUUUGUAUAAACGAUGCUUGUCAAGCUUUACAAUAUCUAGCUACUAUGAGGCCGAGUUUGGUCAUACCGGACAUGUUGGAAAGAAUGCAAUCUACGUUUGAUUCCUUGACCGAACCGCAUAAACUUACGGCUUCGAUGAUUUGUAUGGCAUCUGUCGCUAGACCCAUGGUGCAAGGCUCCAGAAAUAUAAACAAAGAUUAUGCUUAUUCGGAAGGACCGAUGCAUGUGGUGCCGUUACUAUUCUCGUUGUUACCUGGAAUUGACCCGAAUGAUGUCGGAAAAACUUUUGCUACAUUUCGGCUUAUUUCCGUUUAUGCCACACUGAUUCCUAUCGUGGACUCCUCCAGAUCGACAGCUAUUACAACCGAGGAAGAGAGGAUAGUUUGCGAAGCGACAUCGCGCUUUGAAGACUUUGUAUUGCAGUUUUUGGACCGUGUGUUUAUGUUUAUUGAGUCCAGCUCGUCGGAGAACGUGCGAUUAGAGAACCACGGCGACAACUUGAAAAGCAAACUAGAGUCAAUUGCAGAAGUCGCACUCUCUGAUGUGUGCUCGAGUCUCCUACGGGAGAUCAGCGAUGCAAUUUUCAAAAACGCUUUGCACAAAUUGCGCACAUUCAUGACGGAACGGAUUUUGGAGACGAGAGUCGCCGGCCAGCUGGCGGCAAUCGUAUACAACAGCUUUUCCCACGUCAAUGGUCGCGAUACCUUGUGCUCGCUGCUGCCUACGCUUGUGCAGACCAUACUGUCGUUAGUAAGCGAGGAGGAUGUCUUGAGGGAAGAGAACCUGGACCAUCGUCUUCUGCACGCUAUGCUUGUACUGUCCGCGAUUGUUGAUACACCCGGCAACAAUUUACUACCGCAUAUGGACAUGAUACUUAAAGUUCUCGAUCGUGUUCUACUCCUAAGAUCGAUAGACGGCAACAAACUGGCCUGUCAUUUGUUGAAAAGAAUUUUGUCAUCAUUGUCAACGAUCACUCCGUGGCAUUAUAAUAGAUCCAAAAAUAGAGAUUACAAUGAUCCUGAUUAUCCUUAUGUUAGGGAAUGGGGUCAAAAUGUGAAUCUUGAUAAUUUCUACAUCAAGUGGUAUAUUCCCGAAAAAGAAGAAAUUGCUGCUAUGCAACGAAUAUUCUCGAGAUAUUUGCCAACUCAAAUUGACAAGCUUAUUAGAUACUGCAAAGAUACUAGUGCAUUUAGUAGGGAGGAACUACUGGCCAGUUUAAAUAUUAUAUGCAGUAUUAUCAGAGGUUCUGAAUCUGUUUUACCAGUAUGGACAGAAGAGCCACUUGAAUUGGUCAAGUCUUCCGUGAAGUGGAAUAUAUCUAUAACAUCCACUUGUGGAAUAAAAGGACAUGUUACGAUGCCCGAUGGCAGUAACGUUAAACAUUAUCUCACUGGGAUUAUGAAGCACGUUCAACGAAUAAUGCUUGAGAAUGCAGAGGACAACACGAAAAGUUUUUUUGGACUAAUACGGAUCUGGACCAGUCUGUUAUUAGGAAAAAUGCGAUUGCGCGAACGCGAUGGACGACGCAAGGGUUUUCUAGCUCUCAAAAAAACAUUUGAGGACAAACUGGUGGGAAAUAAGAAUCACAUAGCUUCAGUGAUAAUAGAUCGUUGCAAUAUUCAACACGAGCUGAGAUUGAUCACACAAUCGAUAGCACUUACAAAAACCCACAAACAAAUAAUACUGGAACUGUUCACUCUAGCCGUAAGCAGAUACGCAGACGUACGUUCCAAGGCUCAGGCUAGUCUUGUCACCGCCUUACAACAUUUCCCAUAUUCUUACACACUUAUAAUGCCGCAUCUUAUUGAUAUUUUGGGAAGAGAUACCGAAGAGCAUCACGAUGCAUAUAAGGGUGUUCUAUAUCUGCUGCUCAGCUCGCAACAUUCCUCUAUCAUCACGCAAGGAGACUUGAAUAUUAUGAUGUCACUAGGGCCAGCUAUUGUGCUUUCCAAGCCAUCCGAAAAGCUCUCUGUGAUCCGUUUAAAACAAGGCAUUGUAGAUACUAUAAGUAAGAAUUUCUGUCUAAAUAUGCUCGAGCUCAAGAUACCUGACAUGUGUUUGACGGCGGCGCGCGCCUUGUGGAAACAAUCACCGCAGCCGGUUCUACCUCAGCCCAAUCAGAAUGAAAUAGAGGAAGGCACAUGGAACUUAAAGCAACUCAAUCUGUCUAACCUGGGAACGUACAAUAAUUUACUCGACGAGCUUUUGCGUUGUAUACUUGAGGAGCCUUUACAUUGGCGGCACAGAUUAAUGGCAAUGACCUUUAUACGAGACUUGGUGCAUCCAGAUCAAGCUUAUUCUGCAAAAUUAGUACGUUACUUUUUGCAAGCACUUAUACACGAUUCUUUAGAAGAAAGAAGGAUUGCUACCAGAGUAGUAACAUUUAUGUUAAAACAACAAAAGCGAAAACAUUCAAAGGUAACAAUUAAUAUACCCAACUUUUCUAACACAAGCAUAAAAAACAAGGGAAACUCACAAAAUAUCAUACCCGGUUUAAGAGCAGACAAUACCUGGCUUCAGUAUAAUUACGAAACUUGUCCCUUGACUGCCAAACAAUGGGAUGAGCCCAGAUACGUUCAUCAGCCGUAUAUCGGUUAUUAUGUUUGGCCGAAGAUUUUAGAAGUGUACGCACCUUCGUCUCAACAACCCGAUCUUGAUCCGGAGACGCGCGAGUUGACGGAUUGCGAGCGAGAGGUUCAUACUUUCUUCGAUAAUUCACAAAAUAUCGAAAAGCUCAUAAAUUACUUUAGCCUGGAGGAAAAGAAAGGCAAAGACAAGUUCAGUGCACUACGGUGCUUUCUGUUCAAGGGCUUGUUUCGCAAUCACGGGAUCGUCUACCUGAAGCAUUUCUUGCCGCAUUUACAACGGUUGGUAACCGACAAACAUGAGAGUAGCCAGCGAUGUGCUGCAGAGAUUGCGGCCGGAAUCGUGCGAGGCGCCAAACAUUGGCCAUUCCAGAUGACGUGCGACCUGUGGCAGAAACUAUUACCAAUCAUAAGAAUCGCAAUCGCGAACCUAACAGAAGAAACUAUCGUCGACUGGGGUGUGUGCUUUGCAACGAUGCAGCAACACCGGGAUCCUAAUCGACACCAUUGGUUGCUCGAAUGUUUGAUGGAGGAGCCACCGUUGAAGGAUUCGUUUGUUGAGUGUGGCCGUCUUUACGUGCUGCAGGCCGCUCUGAAUCAACAGUCCUGGCGAGUGACGGAGUUGAUGCAACGCCUGCUGGCGCGCAUGGAGAAUCGAUUACUCACGAAUCCUUUCCAGAAUGUCCGAAACCGAUUAGCCUCCGUGCUGGUUACUAUUUUUAACGCCGAUCUGAGGUUCCCAUAUAUUGCAACUGAUACCGCGACCCCACGAGCGCAGAUUUUGAUCGAUAAGAUUGUUCCAAGUCUAGAACAACUUGUAAAGGACGACAAAGUGAUUAAUCCAGAUAAUUUUGAUAAAGAAAAAAAGAUGACUGACGUCUCAUUUGACGAAUCGAAAAGAGUAUUAGAAUCUAAAACGAAAGAACAAGAGAUGCCUAUAAGAUUGCUAAAAACCGUUUGCAAAUGGAUUACAAUUAGCUUGUCUUCUACGCACUACACUACAACUCCAGGAUUUUAUCGAAUAUUUCCAAUCAUAUGUCAAUUGGAAAGCUCAGAGGCAGACGAGGAGCUCAACAAGUUGUGCUUGAUCACUCUGGCAACGCUUGCACAAGCGUUUACGUUGUCAGAGGACAUGUCAGUGGUGUUGACUGCGGUAAAAACCGUAUCCGAGCACUUGUCUUGGUCCGUCAGAUUCACUAGUCUGGAGUUCCUUCAAGUUUUAGUCUUUCACAAUAUGGGGAUAAUUCUCAGCGAUAUGUCAUGGGUCAACUGCGUUAAGAAUAUUGUUCUGCAUUUGCUAGAGGACGAUCGUUUAGAAGUCAGGGAGAAGGCGAAUCAGGUGCUGGGCGGAUUGUUGCACUGCACAUUUAUCACGGAUCAAAACAAGUUACUGGAAGAGUUCAAAAGAAAAGCGAAAACUCGAUUGCAAAAAAAAAAUAAUUCUAUUAAUCACGACCCGUUAGAAAACAACAAGAAUGAUGCAAUACGCAUACGUCAUGGCGGUGUGCUUGGACUGUGCGCUUUUAUUCAAGCUCAUCCAUACGAUGUGCCCAAAUAUGUGCCUUCAAUCUUCGAACAUCUUAGCCCUCACAUGAAUGAUCCACAACCGAUACCGAUGACAAUAAGGAAAACUUUGAGCGACUUCAAACGGACACAUUACAAUGGUUGGACAGGGCAUGCCCAGUGCUUUACAGAAGAGCAACUAGCUGUUUUGCAAGAUUUAAUGGUACCACCACCGCAUUAUGCUUAAUUGGGGAUGAAAUUUUACAUUAUAAUUUAAUAAUAUGGUGUAUAAUUGCAGAAUUGACUAUUGUAAUAUUGAUUAAAAUGAAAAUCAUAUCCAUGAAAAAUGUACUCUAACCAUUAAAAAUUUAACAUGUGACAUGAAAUUUAUAUAUUGCGUUGAGACACUUUUUCACACACUCAAUUCACUCAUACUCACUCGUAGAAAGAAUGCAAAGCGAGAUUUCAGAAGAACACCAACUUUAUUAAACGGAACGGAAGUAAAUUUACGCCGCAUUCUCCACAGCCCAUCACAGAACUGUCACUUUUUAUUUAUUUACAAAUAUGUGUCGCUAUUAAAAUUAUCCCGGCAACUGGCCGAUCAAUA